Notothenia coriiceps (black rockcod) is the source of this 2805-nucleotide messenger RNA. It is a transcript of the gene hoxb4a, whose product is annotated as homeobox B4a. Gene Ontology annotation, molecular function: RNA polymerase II cis-regulatory region sequence-specific DNA binding; DNA-binding transcription factor activity, RNA polymerase II-specific. The record is from RefSeq and is a predicted model, not a curated record. Gene Ontology annotation, biological process: anterior/posterior pattern specification; positive regulation of transcription by RNA polymerase II; embryonic skeletal system morphogenesis. The coding region runs from base 420 to 1160 and encodes 246 amino acids. NCBI's taxonomy places the organism in Eukaryota, Metazoa, Chordata, Actinopteri, Perciformes, Nototheniidae. The transcript is spliced from 2 exons. Gene Ontology annotation, cellular component: nucleus; nucleoplasm.
AGGGAGGACUUGUCAUACUGUUGCUCGUGGGUGUCCUUGCGUGCGCGGAUUUUGUCAAACGCGCUUUGUUUUUGUUGUGAUUCUGGUGCGCUCCGAUUUGUGGCGGAGGGAUACACAGAGAGAGAGAGGGCCCGGGGAGGGAGAGUUUUGUAAAGACUGCGAAUGCCCAUAAAUUGAGGCCAUAUGAUGAUGCGCGUGCGGGGGCCCGUGUAUAUGCUUAAUCCCAUUUCCUUAUCCGGGUCCGUCCCGGAGGCGCGCCAUUGGCCGAGUGCCGUCACGUGGCUUCUUAACUUUGUUCACUUGACAGAAAAGUAGGAGGGUUCAACGGAACAGGAAUAACCGAAGAGUAAAGGGAUGAGAUAUAAAUUGUAGUUAUAUAUUUUCCGAGUAGGUGCAAUUCCACAAAAAGACUGACAUUAAUGGCCAUGAGCUCCUAUUUGAUCAACUCCAACUAUGUGGACCCGAAGUUCCCACCCUGCGAGGAAUACUCUCAGAGCGACUAUCUGCCCAACCACUCUCCGGACUAUUACAGCUCCCAGAGGCAGGAUCCCGCUGCCUUCCAGCCGGACUCCCUGUACCACCCACAGCCCCCCCAGAACCACCACCAGCCGCGAGUGGAGCCGCCGUACACGCAAUGCCAUCGCCCGGGACAGCCCGCCUCGGUGGUGAUGUCUCCCCGGGGUCACGUCCUCCCCUCAACCGGACUACACCCCACUCCUGUCCCGGAGCUCAGCCACCGCUGCGACUCGGUGACACCCAGCCCGCCUCCGCCCGCGUCUUCUUGCGGCCAAACGCCCAACAGCCACAGCACUUCGUCCCCUACUAGCACUCGGAAGGACCCCGUCGUGUACCCGUGGAUGAAAAAAGUCCAUGUAAACAUCGUGAACGCGAACUACUUAGGGGGGGAGCUGAAACGCUCGCGGACGGCCUACACGCGCCAGCAGGUCUUGGAGCUCGAGAAGGAGUUCCACUUCAACCGGUACCUGACGCGCAGGCGCAGGGUGGAGAUCGCGCACACGCUGUGCCUCUCGGAGCGGCAGAUCAAGAUCUGGUUCCAGAACCGGAGGAUGAAAUGGAAGAAGGACCACAAGCUGCCCAACACCAAGGUCCGCUCUGGGGCCAGCAGCAACACAAACUCCCAGGCUCUGACCGGAUCCUAGAGCCGCCCCGGGCCCCUGCAGCCCCGUUCUGUGGCCCGGUGUCAGAUUUUUUGUUCCCAAACUGAACGCCGCAGCGGCACCGGAGCCUGCACUUUUGACCGGAAUAACGCCCGUGCUCUGGAAGUGGAGAGGGAUGUCAUUGCCCCAUGAUGUUACACACUAUAAUAUGACGUUAUGAUGUGGGAGGGGUGGGGGGAGUGUUCCCAUUCACAAAACAUGAAAUGAACAAAAGUACGCGAAGGAACAAACUGAGAAAAUGACGCGGCCACUUCUUUGCUUUUAUUCUGUCUGCCCCCACCCCCUGCUUUUUUGUAUGUCUAUCUUCUUAUUUUUGUUAACUCCUCUCUCUCUUCCUCUCACGAUAGGCUCAGGAUAACGUGCCCCCGUGCGUGUGGUUUAUUUUUAUUUUCUCAACCCGAGAUUUUUUUUUCUUCUUUUUUGGUGAAGAUGGAUCCUCGUUUUCAUCUUUAAUCAUGCCAAACUCGGGCCCCAUUUGUCAUGUUUACUCUGCGGGUACAAAGCAAAGGGGUGAACUGCGGCUCUGCCCAUUACCCCCCCUUGCACCCCCCCCAUCUCCCCCACACAACCACUACCCCCUCACCCACGCCACGCGUGAUUAAAUGGAACUCACGUUUCGUCAAGAGAAGUAUUCUUACACACACACACACACACACACACACACACACACACACACACACACACACACACACACACACACACACACACACACACACACACACACACACAUGUACCUACUCUAACAUAAAAUAUUACCUCCGGUAUGAUCCAAUCUGACAGCAGGAAGUUUUCAGUCUUGCUGCUAUAAUUAUUUUUGUUUUGUUGAAUGAGAACAAUAGCUUUUCAAAUUUCUCUUCUAGUUAUUUUUGAAUUCAGAGUUGAUUGUAAAUGAUGCUGAGGACGAUAAGGAGAGUUCUUGUGGUCCGUUUAUUGUUCAUGUUGUGAUGUAAUAUACAGGGAAUUAAAGUGAAAUGAAAACAUCUUCCACUACCAAUCAAACAGGGGUUAUAAAGCUGCCUAAACACUAAUAUUCAAACCAAAAUCCUGGUACAAAUAAAACACAUUAUACACGCAGCACUAUAGAAUGUACCUAUUACCUCAGUUGUACUUAUAUAUUUUUAAUGUUUUUCUUGGUCCUCUAUUUUCUAUUGCUCGUUCAAUGAAGUGACAGCUUUACGAGCUUUUUAUAUAUUUUUUAAAUGUGUGAUUAUAAUAUUAAGACCUGCAAUACAAACUAUUCAUUUCUUGCAUGUGGACAUGUUUAAAAUAUAAUUUAAUUUUAGCCAGGGGAAUGAGAAAAAUAAGGAGCCUUUUGUUGCAUGUCUGAAUGGAUUUAAUUUUAUAUGUCUUGCUCUUUGUCCUCUCUCCGCACAUGUAAUGCGCGCACACUUCCUCUUCCCUCUCCCCUUCCUCUGUCUGUCACCUUGUUUUAUAUAUUUUAUUCUGCAAGUGUUUCUCAAUUGAUGUUAUUUUAUUUACAUUCCAAAGAUCAGUUUAUAUAUGAUGAUGAUGAUGAUGCUAACAAUUAUGCUAUUGUUGAACAUGUGUUACCUCCUCCGAUGUGUCUCUGCUUUUGCCUCCUCAGUGUCUACCUUCCUAUUAUUUGUAAAUAGUUCAUAGAAAUUUA